Mytilus trossulus (common blue mussel) is the source of this 641-nucleotide messenger RNA. RefSeq lists its product as uncharacterized. Bases 140 to 568 code for a protein of 142 amino acids. Lineage: Eukaryota; Metazoa; Mollusca; Bivalvia; Mytilida; Mytilidae. Gene Ontology annotation, molecular function: calcium ion binding. The transcript is spliced from 7 exons. The record is from RefSeq and is a predicted model, not a curated record.
AUUUCAAGUAUAACUAAGGUCAGGCAAACUAAAGAAAACGUGAUUUGUCAAUACCUGUAUACAGAUAAGAAUAAUUACUUAGCUUUGAAUACCAGUCUAGUCUAGUCUUUGUAAGUCUGCUCUUUGGAUCAAGAUCAUCAUGCAGUUGCUCGUCGUAUUAUCCCUUCUUUUUGGAUAUGCUUAUUGUCAGAUCCAAGUCCAUGGACAUGAUUUGAAUGUAUUGGUAGCUAAAGGGUUUGCUCGUCUUGACACGAAUAAAGACGGAAUUUUGGAAGCCAACGAAUAUGAGGCUGUUUUAAAGGUUGACGACACUAAUGGUGACGGAACGAUUACCUGUGAUGAAUACGUAGCUCACUCGUCUGCGCCAAAGGCACUUGCUUUACAAAUAUUUACGGCAGUUGACCCUGAUCAUGACUGUUCUCUUACUCAUGCAGAAGCUUUGAGCUUACUUACAAAAAUGGACCAAACAGGAGAUGGACAGGUCAGCGAACAUGAGUUUGAACAUUUUUACGUUCAGAUCUUGAAACACCUCGGUCACGUGGACCAUGGUCACCAAGUAGUGGGUUGAUCUCUCUCCUUACUAAAGCGACAUGAUACCAAAUAGGAGUCAGACCAAGUUUUAAUAAAGGACUAGCAUUAUA